Molecule: messenger RNA, 2963 nt
Organism: Sorex araneus (European shrew)
Lineage: Eukaryota; Metazoa; Chordata; Mammalia; Eulipotyphla; Soricidae
Product: paraneoplastic antigen-like protein 8A
Exons: 3
Coding region: 276-1517 (413 amino acids)
Source: RefSeq, a predicted model, not a curated record
UCGCCAUGGAGACGGCGGGCGGGGCGGCGCUUCCCGGGCGGCGCGCGCGCCACUGCGCAGGCGCACGCUGCUACGCGGGCCCCGUGCGGCCGCCGGGCUCGAGGCGUCUCGCGACCUGCCGCUGCUGCGCGCCACACGCGCCACAGCUGCCAUCACCUUCCCCGCGAGCGUCCGCGACCUGACGGCUUCUCCUCCUGGAGCAGAGCGGCCAGAUUUGGGGCUCGGAAGCCGGCCGGGGGCGGCGAGGCAGGCGGCGGGGCUGGAAGCCCGCAAGCAUGUUGAUGCACCUGCUGGAGGACUGGUGCCGCGGGAUGGAGGUGGACAUGCGGCGCGCGCUGCUUGUCACCGGCAUCCCCGAGGACUGCGGGCAGGCGGAGAUCGAGGACACGCUGCACAGCGUGCUCGCGCCGCUCGGGUCCUUCGCGGUGCUCAACCGGAUCUUCGUGCGGCAGCAGAACGCCAAGGCGGCGCUGGUGGAGGUGGGCGAGGGCGUGAGCCUGAGCGCGGUGCCCCGAGAGGUGCCGGGCCGGGGGGGCACGUGGCGGGUGCUGUGCCGCGACCCCGCCCAGGAUGCUGAGUUCCUCCGGAACCUCAACAAGUUUCUGGACGCCGAGGGCCGCACGUGGGAGGACGUGGGGCGCCUCCUGCAGCUGCACCAGCCGGCGCCCUCCCAGUAUCAGCCCCCCGAGAACUGGGCUGAAGCGCUGGGGGUGCUGCUGGGCGCCGUGGUGCAGAUCGUCUUCUACGUGGAUGCAGAGAUGCGCGCGUGCGGGGAGGAGCGGGCGCGGGCUGCAGCCACAGUGGCGGCGGCAGCAGCGGCAGCCGCAGCAGCACAGGCGGGGAGGAAGGGCAAGAAAGAGCGGGGCAGUGCAGAGACUGCGGCCGCAGCAGCGGUGGCGGUGGCUCAGGAGAGCCCCGCCGUCAAGAAGGAACAGCCCGACCCCAGGGACGGCGCCCCGGAGGAGGGGGAGCUUCCCAGAGUCGAGGGGCACAAGGCCAGCGCCAAGACACGCUCCCGGAAGAAGAAGCAGAAGAAGACCCCCAAGGAGGAAGGCACAGCCCCCACACCCAGCGGCAAGGUGGAGGCUGGGGGAAAGGGCGAGGCCCCCAAAGAGAAGGGCCCCUCGGAGCCCUGCGUGAAGCAGGAGGUGGUGGAGGAGCCCCCAUCCCAGGCUUCCAGCUGCCAUCCUGGUGCAGCCCAGGCAGCAGCUGGGAACCCUGGGGUGGCCUCAGAGUCUGAGCAGAACGGUGGGCUGGACGGGCCUCCCAAAAAGAAGGCCAUGGGCUGGGCCGAGGAUCAGAGCCCGGUGUCCACAGGAAAGGCGGGGUGCGUGAGUGCCAUCUCCCGCCCCCUCGCCAACUUGGGAGACCCUAAGAAGAAGCCAGCAGCACCCAAGUCAGAGCCAAAGUCCAAGAGAGAGGCAGCAGGCCAGAAGGACCCCCCGCCCUCCACAACACACAGCUCCAAGGCAAAGCCGGAUAGCAUCCGUGCCUGCAGUGCAUCCCGCAAGAGGUGAUUUGGAGACCACCCAUACCCAGGAGCUGAAAGAAGACCAAAGACGUUGAAUUCCCCGCUUUUCUUCUCGGUUGUUAAAUGAAUCCAGAUUUUUGACUUUUGGGAACUCACUGUGUGAUCAUCUGUCUCUGAGGGGGAGGGGUGGAGUCUACUGUGGCUCCCCCUUUCCCUCUCCCUGUUCCCUCUCAGGUGGAAAAGCAGCAGGGUAGAUGGGGGAACUUCUAGAAUGUUCAUUCAUCUCGUUCUUGUUUAUCCUUGUUUGUGUUGCUGGCUUCUGCUCCUGGGUGGUCCCCACCUUAUUGUAUUUGGGGGUUUAAAAAGCAAGGUGGUCAGUUGCAUCCCCUUUCUCUAUGUCUGGAAUUGUGCUGACUUCCGGAUGGUUGUGCCUGGCGCUGGUGUGCCCCGCCAGUUUUCAUGUUUCGUUGUUGACUACCUCACCCCAGCCUGCUGUCCCGGUAGCCCGACCCCAGGCCAGGAUGGUCCUGCCAGAGGCUUUUGCAGCGCAGAGUGCCCGAUGCAGCUCUGAAGGGUUUGGUUUCCAGGUUUGCAAUGGUACAUGGCUUCCAGUUAGGAUAAAGGCCUCUUGGGAAGCCUUUGGGAGGAACAGAGUGGCCGCAGUACCCUGGCUCUCAGGGUCCCUUCCCAGAGCUAGUCAGAGGGAACAGUUCUCACUGGAGUCUCAGGGUGGCCCCCAGGGUCACGGCCUGGGGAAACCAUCGGAACUGUACCAUGGGCUGGAUAUCUUGACCUGGGCCCCCCGCCCCACUUUCCAUGGGGGUGCCCCUAGUUAAAGAAUCGACAGUACCUGCUUGCUGCGUAGACCGUUACUUUCCGUCUCUGAGGGGAGAGACCGGAGUCUGGAUGUCCAAACUGGCCUCUGGUGCAGGGGGACCCACAUGUACACAAAGAUUGACCUCACCUCUCUUUUUUUCAUAUCCUUUUCAACCUAUGGACUCUGGGGGUGGCCAGUCCCACAGAGACCAAACCCUGGCAUAUGCCAAGGCCGCUGGUUCCCUUGUGGGUCUCAGAUGCACCCUGCCACCAUCUCUGCGCUUCAUUUAGUUUCUUGUAAUGGGGAGGUUAGACGGGGAGUCCCAUUAUGCGCGUCCAGCACCCCAGGGUGAUCUGUCCAUUCAUUGGGGAUCAGCCCUUCAGGCACAGGGUCUCUCUCCCAGCUUGACUAUAGUAGCGAAUGUGAAUUUCUGUUGUUAUUAACUUGGAAAAAAUAAGGUUUUAUUUUGGUGACCAUUUCAAAAUACUGGAUGGGUUUUACUGAAGACUCAGGAGAAAGGUGAGUACCCAUCAGUGGUACUCACCAGGACGCAUCGAGAUUCCCGUGGUGCUGAAGCCUGCAGCUCUCCAGCCCCGAGGCCAUCAGGGCGUAUUCCACCAAGCGCAACAGGUUGAGUCCAUGUUGAUGUAUGUGUCCAUUAAAAAGUUGAGCAAA